AAGGGAGAAAAACAAAUCUAAAUGUUUAUUUUUUUGUGUGUGUAAAAGAAAAGCUGAGAAAUCAGUUUAACUUUUCUAGAUUGUAGUAUCAGAGAAUAGCAUGACUGUUUAUUCACAUGUUUGCAUUUGAUAGGCCUGCUGGUGCACCAGUGACUCUGUUGACUCUCUUUAGAUUAAAACAUUCCUUUGCAGAAACGUUUCCGCCUCACGCUCCAGGUGAGUCCAGAUCUCUGCUGAUUUUAAUCCAGAGGAAGAAGAAUCUGCGGUGGGAUCAUGUUUCCAUCACCGUGUCGGAUCCUGAAGACGCUCUGCUGCUGCUGCCUGAAGAAACUGGGAGUUCAGACCUGCUGGGCUGCAGCUACUGGGACUGUUCAGAUCAUGGUGGGUGUGCUUAAUAUCGGCCUGGGACCGGGAAGAACAAGCACCCGACUGGGGGAUUUUACCAGCCUGGGAGCUGCUUACUGGUUGGGCGCUGUGUUCAUCCUAACAGGAAUCAUGACGGUUGUAGCUGGUCGGUUCCCUUCUUCCUGCUUGGUUGGCUUCUCUGUGUUCCUGAACAUUGUUGGUGUGAUCUUCUCCAUCACUGGCAUCGUGUUGUACGCCAUCGACCUGAACGACUCCUCUCUGCUCUGGGUUUGUGACCGCUCCGGUUCUGAUCCCGAUCGCUACGACGACAGCUGCAGAAACGUGGCCGCCUUCGAUCAGGACUUGCUGACGUCUCUGGACAGAGCCUUGAUUCUCCUGGCUGUUCUGCUGUUGGUUGUCAGUAUUUCUUUUGCUGCUCUUGGCAUCGGGUUCCUGACUGGUGAGGUGAAGGAGGAAGAGCAGGUUGACAACGUUUGUAAAGAAGAUUUGAAGGAAAUCCUUCUCAUCAGUCCUGGUGCCUGAAACCAUCCAUACUUCAGCAGACAGCGCUGCAAAGCAAUCAGUGCCACAAAUAGUAACACAGCACAGUAGACAAUAACUCUCUACUUUCAAUUAUUGACUGACAGUAAAUUAUAAAAUGUAACUAAUUACUUAGGUUACUGAUUUAUUUAUUGUAUUUUUGACAAAAACUGACAGAAAAGGAGAAAUAUUGGAAGAAAAGUGGAUGGAUCAGGUUGGUGAACGUCUGGCUGAGAUCAAGUCCUGCAGAAUGCAGACAUGUUUUUACCUUCACAGUUUAACUUUAACAAUGGAUUAAAAAUUAAAGUGCUGCACUUUUAGCUUCAGCUGUAUUCAGAUAAUAUCAGUUUUUAUCUUUUCUGGAUCAGGGUUCUGGAAUGAGAAGCUCUGGAGUCCAAAGUAACUCUUUGGUUCAUUUAAUACAUUAAACAAUAAAAUGUUGCUCCAUUUUCUUUCAUUCUUUUGUUCUGUGCUCCCAUGAAGAAACACUGACCCAGCUAGCACUGACAGUUUUCACAUUUUUUCAUCACUCUGGAUUCACUUUGUAUUCAUAUUUAAUAUUUGCAUAUGUAACAUAGUUAAAAUGGUUCAGGUUAAAUCCUGCUAAAAUGCACCAUCUGCUGGUUUAAUGGAGUAUUACAUUCACCCUAGAAAGAGCGGGGUAUUAUGGGUAAUCCUCAGCGCCAUGAGGAUCACUGUCGAGGAGCAUGUUUAUGCUAGAGACUGACUUUACCUCGAUGCCCAUGUGUGAAAUACAGAUGGUGAAUUAAAGAAAACAACUGAUGCCAGCUUGAGCUCCUGUCAUUCAUUGCCAUCCUAAGAGAACCACCAGAACCACAGAGGUCACACAUAAAAAGGAGUUCCUCAGAGUCUUGAUGCUGAGGACGACGGCGCUGACGGCGACGCAGAGCUCCAUGAUGGACAGGACGAUCAGCAGAACGUUCAGUCCUAUCAGGAGCACCUGAUCGGACCACAAAACAUUCUCACAACGGCUUUGUGUUGAGUGGACUGCUGCUUUAUCAAUAUUUGUUUCCAAACAUCACCUAAAUUUGUCCAGUUAGCAACUGGUUACCAGCAGGUUAUCCUGACGGCCCGUUGGGGUUAGCAUGAACGAUAUUAGCUGGGUUUCCAUUACAAAUGUCAAAACAAACACAAUUUUGCUAUUGCAGCAUUUCCAUUAAAUAAGAAACAGAAUUAAAAUCACGUGUGAAUAAAUUUGUUCACAUGAUAAGUUAUUAAAAACAUGCUGCGCCAUCGUCCUCCAACUUCCUGUCGUCGUCUUCUCCAGUAGUGACAUCCGGCUGUUGAUCAUGUGACUCGCGUGACGCAAAGAAAGUGUUUCCAAUUCUCAUUUUUAAUUGAAAAACAAGAAUUGUUCAAAAUUGCCACGUUUCCAAUAAGCAAAUUUAUAUUAGAAAUAUUAAGUUUGGCAGUGAAAAUACAAAAUAAACUUACUUAAUACAAACAAGUAAAUUUAUAAAAACUCACUUUUUCAAUAAACGUUUUUGUGCUGGCGUGGAUUUUUCAGCCUCAUCAAAUUUGGUUUGUCUUGCAAAACCGCAACGAAAACGUUUUUUCUUUCUUUCUUUGCGUCACGCAUCCAGGUUCUUGAUUUCGCUUGAACAAACUUAUUCAUGUGUGAUUGUAAUUUAAUUUCUCAUUUAAUAAAAGUACCACAGUUGUGUAAUUGUGUUUUAUCACCCUUAGGAGAAAAUUAACAAAGAUUUGCACACAUUUGUAAUUAAAAUGCAGCCAUAUUUAA
Molecule: messenger RNA, 2647 nt
Organism: Gambusia affinis (western mosquitofish)
Lineage: Eukaryota; Metazoa; Chordata; Actinopteri; Cyprinodontiformes; Poeciliidae
Product: high affinity immunoglobulin epsilon receptor subunit beta-like
Exons: 8
Coding region: 274-888 (204 amino acids)
Cellular component (GO): membrane
Source: RefSeq, a predicted model, not a curated record